GGGCUGCUGGCAGCUCGUUGAUUGGAGAGUUCAUCCAGAUUGACCUUGGAAGUACUAAGGUCAUCACCAUGGUAGCCACACAGGGGAGAAAAAGCACUAAUUGGUUACAGUACGUGACCAAGUACUCACUAGCGUACUAUAGCGUUGAUGGAAAUAAUUGGGAAGAAUAUCUUGGGGAUUGCACAAAGGUCUUCCCUGGUAAUUACGACCAAAACACUGUCGUGACUAACGAGCUUGAAGUACCAAUCAAAACCAGGCACAUCAGACUGAUUGUGAAAGGUUUCAAACAGCAUGCAACUGUACGAAUAGAGCUUUACGGCUGCGCUGAGCUUCGCACCUAAUGACCACUUUAGCUAUAUAAGAAACCCCUUCAAAAGACUUUUAGCCAGCAAAUCGUUCCCCGUUAUGUCAGCACCAUUUUUUAACCAUGUUAUGUAUGUCAUACG
This is a messenger RNA of Exaiptasia diaphana, 446 nucleotides long. Its product is annotated as EGF-like repeat and discoidin I-like domain-containing protein 3. Lineage: Eukaryota; Metazoa; Cnidaria; Anthozoa; Actiniaria; Aiptasiidae. The record is from RefSeq and is a predicted model, not a curated record. The transcript has 2 exons. Bases 69 to 341 code for a protein of 90 amino acids.